UUGGAUUCCGGGGGCGUGGCCAGGGGCGGAGUCUGUGGGCGUCCUGGAGAUGGUGCCUAGCAACGUCAGAGGUGGGGGCCGCGCAGGAGCAGGGGCCCAGGGAACUGGCCCGGCCCCCGAGGUCCUCCCGAAAGGGGCAUCAUGACUGACUCCAGUGAGGAUCCUCUGAGACAUGACCAGGCUUGCUCACAGCACAUCCCAAAGCCGUGGGUGUUUCCAGUCCCAAAGGGGACCCUGCAGCUCAUCUUUGGGACCAGCCAGGUGUUCCAGGGCUUCGAAGAACCCCAACCAAAGCCCAAGGGGUUAACAGUGCCUCUCAAAGUCAGGGAGUACUACUUCCAAGGCCAGAGGAGCCUGGAGAGAGAGGACUGGGAGACGGCCGUGCUCUUUUGCUCCCGUGUGCUCCACUUGGACCCCCACCUGGUAGACUUCUAUGCCUUGCGGGCCGAGGCCUAUAUCCAGCUCUGCGACUUCUCCUCAGCCGCCCAGAACCUGAGAAGGGCCCACUCCUUCGAGCCGGAAAACACCAAGUACCUGGAGCGGCUCACUUUGGUCCUUUACCUGCAGGGCCAGUGCCUGUUUGAGCAGUGUGCCUAUGUGGACGCCCUGAAUGUCUUCUUACAAGCCUCUGAGCUCCAGCCCAAGAAAUCCUGCUUCCGGUAUCGAUGCAUGGCCUGCCUCCUGGCACUUGAACGGCAUCAAGACUGCCUCUUGCUCAUUGCCAAGGAGCUGAAGCAGUGCUCCACCAACUCCGAUAUCUACAUCCUCCGAGCCAGGCUCUACAACGUCUUACAGAAGCCCAGCCUCUGCUACCGUGACCUGCACAGUGCCUUGCUGCUGGAGCCAAAGCACCCACAGGCCAAGGUACUGCUCAAGAUGAUGGUGAACCAGUCCCAGAAGGCGCGCCAAGAUGCUGGGGUCCUGGCCGUGCAGGGCCACCUGCAGCAGGCGCUGCAGCGCAUCAACUGCGCCAUCGAGAACAACCCUCUGGACCCCAGCCUCUUCCUCUUCCGGGGCACCAUGUACCGACGGCUCCGGAAGUUUGAUGGAGCCGUGGAGGACUUCCUGAAGACGCUGGACAUGGCCCCUGAGAGCCAGGAAGACGUGGUGCAGCAGGCACAGCGCCAGCUGCUUCUGGCCUACAACGACUUUGCCGUGCACUGCUACACGCAGGGCGCCUACCAGGAGAGCGUGCUGCUGCUGAACCAGGCCCUCAAGGACGAGCAGCGGGAGAAAGGCCUCUACAUCAACCGUGGCGAUUGCUUCUUCCAGUUGGGCAACCUGGCAUUUGCUGAGGCGGACUACCAGCAGGCGCUGGCGCUGAGCCCACACGACCAGGGCGCCACCCUGCGCAUGGGCCUCCUGCAGGAGAAGAUGGGCACCUGUGAGCAGAGGCGAAGGCAGUUCCAGAAGGCAGAGAACCACUUCUCAGUGGCCAUCCAGCAUAACCCCCAGAAGGCCCAGUACUACUUGCACAGGGCCAAGAGCCGGCAGAUGCUGCAGAACUUUUUUGGGGCCCGCCAGGAUCUUGCCACUGUCCUGAUUCUCGAUCCUAAACAACCAAAGCUGACCCUGCUGAUGAACAACCUCUUCCCGGGCAUGUCGGUGGAGGACGUGCUUGACAGCCAGGUGGCCCGUCUGGCCAGACUGCAGCUGGAGCGGGCGGUGGAGAGCAUCACGACACCUGGCAUCCCGCAAGGCAUCGUGGGGCUGCUCAGAGAGCAGGAAUUACAGCGCCAGAAGGCCCAUGCCCUGCAGUACUUGUGGAAGCUGGAGAAACCUUGGGUCGAGACCCACCUAAAGAUCGGAGGCUACAACCCCCGCUCCCUGCAGGCAGUGCAGGAAAGCACAGAGGAAGAGGCUGAGGCCCCCAAGGAAGAGAAGAGGGAGGAGCAGAAACUGGAGCCCAGCCCUGACAAGGUGACAUCCCUGUCCAACAGCUACAUCGACCAGACCUCCUCAGGCUCUGCCUUCGGCUUCAGGGCCACAUCCAUCUCAGAGACGGGUUCGUCCACUAUCUGCCGGGAAUACAGGAGCACCUCAGCCACUGCUGGGACUUUCUCCAACUCCUCACCGCUGAAGAUUCCAUCCUCAGAAUCCAGGAUCACCAGGGAAGGCCCAAGCCGGAGCCAGAGCCCCCCCAGCAAAGCAGAGGCCACUCAGGACCCACAACGGCGGCUCAAAAAGACGAAGGCCACCCGGAGCCAGGGAUGGGGACCCGGCAGAACUAACUACACCCAGGACCAGAGCUGGAGACUGAACCGAAGUUCCAGUAAAAGCAAGGAUUUCUGUGACUCAAGUCAGAGCUCCAGCAAGACCGAGACUGCCCAGGGAUCAGGCCAGAAGCCCAGCAAGACUGAGGCUACUCAGGACCAGAGACAAAGGUCUAGAAAGGCCAAGGCUGCCCAGAGCAGGAACCACAGGGCCAACAAGGCCAAAGGGGCCCAGGGCCGGAGCUUGAGCCAAAGUUCCAGCAAGACCAUGGUUUUCUGUAACUCAAGUCAGCACUCCAGAAAGACUGAGGCUAUCCAGGGCAUGAGCCAGAGGCCCAGCAAGACUGAGUCUGCCCAGGACCAGAGCCAGAAAUCCAGUGAUGCCAAGGCUGCCCGGAGCAGAAACUACCGGCCCAGCAAGGCCAAGGCUGCCCAGGACCAAAGCCAGAGGUCCAGUGAGGCUGAAGCUGUCCAUGGGAGGAGCCAGAGACCUAGCAAGGCUGAAAAUGCCCAAGGCUGGAGCUGGGGACAAAGCCAAAGUUCCAGCAAGACCAAGGAUGCCCAAGGCUCCAGCCAAAGCCCCAGCAAGACAGAGGCUUUGCAUGACCCAGAUCAGAGGCCCAGUAAGAUCAAGGUCACUGAGGGCCCAAGCGAGAGCCAGAGUCAAAGACCCAGCAAGACCGGGACUAUAUGGGGCCCAAGCUGGAAUCCCAGAAGGAUUGACACCCAGAACUGGAGCCAGAGCACAAGCCAAAGUCCCAGGAAAACCGAGGCUGCCCAAAGCCACAGCCCCAGCAGUUCUGCUGCUCCCUGAAGGGGCCACUUAGCCUCUCAGUCCCCGCAGGGGAGGGGAGAGAUUCCACACAUGCAUACACACUGGCACCACAGCCACUCGGGAAAGCUGCCUCCUCCCAGAGCAAUCAGAAACCUCAGCCAAUGUUCCUCUGGUCCCACGACUAAGUUUAUUUUACUUGUUCUCUUCUUCUACAAAAUUAAAAACUUUUAAAACCAGGUUCAAGUAUCAGCCUGAGUUCCUACAUCCAGCCUGGUUCCGUGAAACUGAAACAAAACGUGUGGGCUGCAGGACUAGGGAGUACGGCCUCAGAGAAGAAGCCAAGGGCAAAUCAACCCAGGAAGGAAGGGGCAGCCACGAGCCACAGUCCCUGAGUUACAAUUCACAUUUUAAGGAGGCUCAGGCU
Molecule: messenger RNA, 3412 nt
Organism: Choloepus didactylus (southern two-toed sloth)
Lineage: Eukaryota; Metazoa; Chordata; Mammalia; Pilosa; Megalonychidae
Gene: TTC16
Product: tetratricopeptide repeat domain 16
Exons: 14
Coding region: 142-3027 (961 amino acids)
Molecular function (GO): protein binding
Source: RefSeq, a predicted model, not a curated record